AAUGAGCAAAUAAUAAACUAGUCAAUUAAUUAUGCAUGCAUGAGUACACACAGUGAUGGGGAAUUAUUCAUAUGUAGGCUAUAUAUAUAUAUAUAUAUGAAAUAAACUGUAGUCAGUACGAGAGCAGCAGUAACAUGAGCCUAUAAACUGCCACUGAGUGUGGAAACUGCGGUGUAUGUAUUAUGUAAGACAUAAUAAAUAAAUAAUCGGUGAAGCGCGCGCGGGUUCUGCUGCAGAGAAACUGGAACAACGGUGUUGAAUUAGAUCCUGUUCAUCAGUGUCCAGCUCACUUUUACGUUUUACCUCGUCCCCUGUACCUGUGCAAGGUGCCCGGCGUCGAUUCCAGCCCGAAUGACGAGCCCCAGCAACGCGGCCGCCAAGAAGGUCCGCACUGAGUACAUGAAGAAGUUCCGCGAGCCGAAAUGGGAGACGUUCUCCAAGUGCUACCAGGACUCGGUGAAGUACAGGCUGAGCCGCCGGGUGAUGGAGCAGACGCACCGGCCGCUGUUCGCGGACAGCUGGGACAGCGGGUCGGACUCCAGCGGCAGGUCCAGCCCCGGGGUCAGAGGUGACAGAUCGACGGAGUCCUCAAACCCGCACCCGUCCUCCUCCGAGAGCGCAGAGACGCCCAAGGUGAACACGGAACAGGACACGGACACGCCGGGGCAGAACUCACAUCCCGUAGAGAAUGGAUACCAGCACGUCGCAGCGAACGGGCCGUCUGAGCUCGGAGUGAGACAGAGACACCGGGCUCCUCGGUCUGAACCCGGUGUCCCUCGGCGUGAACUCGACACCGACGAGUCCACCGACUCCACGCUGAGAAAACCGAUCCGAGCCAAGAGCCAGCCGCCGGCCAGCGCUGCGGAGAGACCCUCCAACCGGGACAACAGACGCUCGAAUAUCCGCUACGACUGGACCGAGAGGAGCAUGGAGGCCAGGGAGAGGAGGAGGCUCAACAUGAAAGGCUCGGCGUCCGCCGGAGAGAUCCACCGGGCCGACGUCGGGGUCCAGACACGGCGCGAUUCUGAAAAACACCGGGCCUCGGAGCGUCGGAGAGCGAGGUCGGCCGAUCUGGAGAAGUUGCGACGGUCCGAGCUUUCCGCAGCGGGCGAUCGCUGGAUUACCGAGUACAUGCGCUGCUUCUCGGCCAGGCUGAGGUAAAAACCACCAGGAUUGAACCUUGAUCUAAGAUGAUCUUCAGAUUUUUAAUAGAGCGCUUCGUCAACUUUCCAAAAAUCUGAUGAAUGUUACACCAAGUGUAUAUGACUGACGUGAGAACGGACUUUCUGUUUCAGUUGUUGCACCGAGAAUGGCCUGGACCAUGCUGAGACCAAAAGACUUCCAUUAUGCUUAUAGC
Molecule: messenger RNA, 1357 nt
Organism: Ictalurus furcatus (blue catfish)
Lineage: Eukaryota; Metazoa; Chordata; Actinopteri; Siluriformes; Ictaluridae
Gene: ccsapa
Product: centriole, cilia and spindle-associated protein a
Exons: 3
Coding region: 352-1161 (269 amino acids)
Biological process (GO): regulation of mitotic spindle assembly
Cellular component (GO): ciliary transition zone; spindle; ciliary basal body
Molecular function (GO): microtubule binding
Source: RefSeq, a predicted model, not a curated record